AUGUUGGAAGAUAGUAGUACUCUCACUUUCCAACCCGGGCCUGGCAGGGUGGCUCCCGCAAAGAAGGAUGGAGACAAGAAGGGCCCUUCUGCCAUCAACGAGGUAGUAACCAGAGACUACACCAUCAACAUUCACAAGCGCAUCCAUGGAGUGGGUUUGAAGAAGCAUGCCCCUCGGGCACUCAAAGAGAUCCGGAAAUUUGCUAUGAAGGAGACGGGAACCCCAGAUGCGCGCAUCGACACCAGGCUCAACAAAGCUGUCUGGGCCAAAGGAACAAGGAAUGUUCCAUACCGCAUCCACGUGCGGUUGACCAGAAAACGUAACAAGGAUGAGGAUUCACCAAACAAGCUCUGUACGUUGGUUACCUAUGUACCUGUCACCACUUUCAAAAAUCUACAGACUGUUAACCCCUGUGCAUUUUUGCACCUCAACCAUCACUUCCUCAAGGAAGCUGGGGACCACACCAACGGGGUCCAGCUGACCAGACCAGUUCUCACAGGCAGAGACUGCGUGGAUCUGUGCUCCUCUGUAUUCCUAGAUUAUGAGGACCAGGCCAGCAUCAGAUCUGGUAGAGCCAUGGAUGCUGUGCCCCCGAGAUACCGGAUCCCCUCUCUGCACAUUGUCCUGCCAAUCCCGACCUGCCCUCUGCAACCUCAGUGUUGCAGUUGCUGCGAGGAGAAGUAG
Molecule: messenger RNA, 684 nt
Organism: Herpailurus yagouaroundi (jaguarundi)
Lineage: Eukaryota; Metazoa; Chordata; Mammalia; Carnivora; Felidae
Product: 60S ribosomal protein L31-like
Exons: 4
Coding region: 1-684 (227 amino acids)
Biological process (GO): cytoplasmic translation
Cellular component (GO): ribosome; cytosolic large ribosomal subunit
Molecular function (GO): structural constituent of ribosome
Source: RefSeq, a predicted model, not a curated record